Protopterus annectens (West African lungfish) is the source of this 1802-nucleotide messenger RNA. It is a transcript of the gene HSDL2, whose product is annotated as hydroxysteroid dehydrogenase like 2. The record is from RefSeq and is a predicted model, not a curated record. The coding region runs from base 187 to 1434 and encodes 415 amino acids. Gene Ontology annotation, cellular component: mitochondrion. Lineage: Eukaryota; Metazoa; Chordata; Ceratodontiformes; Protopteridae. The transcript is spliced from 12 exons.
UUUGUUACUGUGUUGUGCUAAUGCAUGCAUUUAUAUCAUGCUUUUAUCAUUUUAGUCAGGCAGCAAUAAUACGCUGUUUCGUGUUUCUGUGUUUAAUUGCUCUUUUGUGACUUUGCUGACCAUAAGGAUUAGUGCCUUAAUAACCUCUAUAGUAGCAGAGUGGCAAGCAAUACAGCCUGACUGAAAAUGUUACCAAACACAGGGAAACUGGCUGGAUGCACAUUGUUCAUUACUGGUGCUAGCCGUGGCAUUGGAAAAGCAAUUGCACUUAAAGCUGCAAAGGAUGGUGCAAACAUUGUAGUAGCUGCAAAGACUGCUCAGGAGCAUCCCAAGUUACCUGGAACAAUUUAUACUGCAGCUGAGGAGAUUAUAGCAGCUGGAGGAAAGGCUCUGCCUUGCAUAGUAGAUGUUCGUGAUGAAAAUCAGAUAUGUGCAGCUGUGGAGAAAGCUGUGGAGACCUUUGGAGGCAUUGAUAUUUUGGUGAAUAAUGCUAGUGCCAUUAACCUAACUGGUACUUUAGAAACAUCCAUGAAGAAAGUGGACCUUAUGAUGGGCAUCAACUCAAGAGGAACGUACUUGACGUCAAAGCUCUGCAUUCCUCACUUAACUAAGAGUAAAAAUCCUCACAUACUGAACCUUAGUCCUCCGCUGAACUUGAAUCCAGUGUGGUUCAAAAACCACUGUGCGUACACCAUGGCAAAAUAUGGAAUGUCAAUGUGCGUACUUGGGAUGGCAGAAGAGUUUAAAGGAGUUAUUGCAGUCAAUGCUCUGUGGCCAAGAACAGCUAUUUAUACAGCUGCUAUGGAAAUGCUUGGUGGAGUUGGAGUAGGAAAACAGUGUCGGAAGCCUGAAAUCAUGGCAGAUGCAGCCUAUGCCAUUCUGUCCAAGCCAAAAAGUUUCUCUGGAAACUUUGUUAUUGAUGAGGAGUUGUUGAAGCAGGAAGGAGUCAAGGACUUUGACCCAUAUGCAGUUGCACCAGGACAUCCAUUGCUUCCAGACUUUUUCUUAGAUGAAACGCCAGAUGAAGUGAGUAAACAACUGGCAGCACAUGCAGUGCCUCCUACCUCUGAAGACAAGAGGUCACAGUUAGGUGCUUCUGGACCUGUCACAGAUACUUUCAAAAUCAUCCAGUCAUCUCUUAAUUCUGAUGUUGUGAAAAGUGUGCAAGGGAUUUAUCAAUUUGAGCUCUCUGGUGAGAAUGCAGGAACUUGGCAUCUCGACCUGAAGAAUGAAAAUGGCAGUGCCGGGCAGGGAGAAGCUCCAAAAAAGGCAGAUGUUGUUAUGUCUCUAGAUAGCGGUGACUUUGUAAAAAUGUUUGCAGGUAAAUUAAAGCCAACAAUGGCUUUCAUGUCAGGGAAACUGAAGAUAAAAGGUGACAUGGCCCUUGCUAUUAAGCUGGAGAAGCUAAUGUCCCAGUUGAAGCCUAAACUGUAGAAGAAAGUAAAAUGCUGGUUUCCUGUGCCUUCAUAUACUGCAUAUUAUUUUGGAAUGGUUAGCAGAAGGCGUUUUGUAUGAUAAUUUAAACAUCAUAUUCUGUACAAUCGUAUUUUUAAUAAAGAAGUGAUUGCUGCAUUUACGUUUUCUCAUUCCUGAUGUACGUGUUGCAGGUCAUGCAGUUUGACAGCUCAAUGAACUUUAAACUGCUCAUCAUUAUAAACCAGAGUGGCUUUCCUUAAAUUUUUCAUACCAAAUUCAGCAACUUCAGCAUUUUUACACCCAACGUUCAGUUUAUUAGUUGCCUUUUGAAAUGUGAAUGUGUAAAAUAAUAAUGAACUGUAAAAUAAAAUGAUAAUUUCUGAAAA